AUGAACUCGGGGUACAAGGGCCCAGCGCCGGUGCUGCCCGCCAUGGGCCUGCACAGCUUCCAUGCCGACUCCCCACCAUUUGCUGGCGCCGGUAUGCCCUCCCUCGAGCCUGACCAUCUCUCGCUCGCCGACGCCGUGACCUCGGGACUGAACGCCUCCGACGACCCGGACGCACCGUACUUUGACGACGAGACAGCCGACGCCGAGUUGAGUCGCGCACGUUCGCGCCGUCUCGUCAGCGGCUACCGUUUCGGCAACCCUCCCUCCCCUGUCGUUGGUGUUCGUCGCGCGGUCGACGCUGCGGCUCUGGACGCGGACGUGGAGGUCAACGACCCCGAGGAGGUGGAGGGCGUUGCGCCCAGUAACGACAGCGACAGCCCUCCCCUGACGGAGCCCGAGGCGAGCCCCGUCGUCGAAACCGAGGAGAUUGGCGAUGUCGUCGAGGGCGUCCAGUCGCUCGACCUCCCCGCCUCGACUUCGGCCGUAACUGUCAACGCCGUCUCGCCUGAGUCGACGGGCGGCUCCACGUCGGCCUCUAGGCUGCCGGGACCGCUCGCUGCGCCGCUGCACAAGGCCACGGCUGCUCGCAGGCGCUCUGAGCGGUCGCGCUUUGACGCUUUGACAGGGCUGCAUGACGGCGAGGCGGACGCGGACGCCAGCGCCCCGCUGGCCGAGCAGGGCAGCGAGGCCUACCUCAAGGGCGAGGCCCCGUAUGCGUUCCCCAAGCACAGGCUGCGCAAGACCAUGAAGGACGAGUCCAAGAUCCCCCUGGUCAUCGUUGCGUGUGGUUCGUUCUCGCCCCCAACGUACCUCCACCUGCGUAUGUUCGAGAUGGCAAAGGACGAGAUCCUCGAGUCGCAGACGUACGAGAUCAUGGCCGGCUACUACUCGCCCGUGUCGAGCUACUACAAAAAGGCCGGCCUCGCACCUGCCAUCGACCGUGUGCGCAUGUGCGAGCUUGCCGUCGAGCACACUAGUACCUGGCUCAUGGUCGACCCAUGGGAGGCUGGUCAGCCAGAGUACCAGCGUACAGCCAUCGUCUUGGACCACUUUGAGGAAAUGUGCAAUGGCGACGCUAGCGGCGUGCACAUGUCGGACGGCACAAGGCGGAAGUACAAGAUCAUGCUGCUUGCCGGCGGCGACUUGAUUGAGAGUUUCGGCGAGCCUGGCGUGUGGAGCGAACCUGACCUGCACAUCAUUCUCGGACGCUUCGGUUGUCUCAUUGUCGAGCGCGCAGGUUCGGACGUGUGGGCGUUCCUCCUCAGCCACGACAUUCUAUACCACCACCGACGCAACGUGAUAGUCAUCAAACAGCUCAUCUACAACGACAUUUCAUCAACAAAGGUCCGCCUGUUUGUGCGCCGCGGUAUGAGCAUCAAGUACUUGCUUCCCAACUCGGUGAUCCAGUACAUUCACGAGCACAAGCUGUACCGCGAGCCGGAUAGGAAGCCGCUCAAGUAG
This is a messenger RNA of Apiotrichum porosum, 1461 nucleotides long. RefSeq lists its product as uncharacterized. The record is from RefSeq and is a predicted model, not a curated record. Bases 1 to 1461 code for a protein of 486 amino acids. The transcript has 4 exons. Gene Ontology annotation, biological process: NAD+ biosynthetic process. Gene Ontology annotation, molecular function: nicotinate-nucleotide adenylyltransferase activity; nicotinamide-nucleotide adenylyltransferase activity. Lineage: Eukaryota; Fungi; Basidiomycota; Tremellomycetes; Trichosporonales; Trichosporonaceae.